AUGGGAAGCUUCCACUCCAUCCCAAGCCGAUCUGGGCGUCGCCGUACGAAUCGUCUGUCGAAGCCGUUGACAAAGAAGGUGUCAUUCCUCAGCCCUAUCAAUCGCAAAUCACGGCCUACGGAUUCGAAUACCGCGUCCCCGGUGUCGCCUCGUUCUGCUCCUCGGAAAGAUCCACUGAACAAUGCUUCUGUCCCUGUCAAUUCGUCUGUAUCAAAUUACCAUGCUCCCCUGCCACAAUCGCUUCGUUCUGCGCCGUCUCAAUCAAAGUCACUACGAAGAGUCUCCGCUUGGUCAAGGAACAAGCCAAUCGCUGAAGAAAAUCCAGACGAGCAUCGCCAUGAUCUCCCGAAUCCGAAUCCUAACACCACCGCCUCCAUGAGCAGGCGGCCUUCCCUUCGGCCAACCCGAAGAGCUUCUUUUCAGCCAGAAUCUUUACGCGAUUUUUUCCGACCAGGCAAUACACCGAGACAACCAAAAAGAUCCUAUUCAGUUCAAUCGCUUCCUCAGAGCCCCAGAGGCACCAUCUACGAGGAUGCGCUGGAGGAAGCCACGUCUUCCAACACGUAUUUCAUGGUGGAUAAUCAGCGGUUCUCCCUAACUCGCCGGCGCUCUCUUCUCACGCGGCCCGGAGUAGCUACAAGGAAACCAUCACGACAAUCCGUCAGAAGACUAUCUCCGCCAAUUAACCAAGAUCCCGAAAGCCCAUCCGACGGAUUCGCUGAGAAACAAACAUUAUUACAGCCACCGUUUCUCGAAACCGAAGAUACAACUGCGAAAUCUAUUUUUGCCUCUACCUCUACCCGUCCGGACACUCCAAGCGAUUUCGAGUAUACCCAUUUGGGUGCGCUCAAGUUGGGUUCUUUGCGAGUUGUCAAUGGCUCUGCAUCUCCGUCUUCCAGUGAUCGGACGCGCUUGAAUAUCCCUCGCAGCACGUCACCUGAGAUCUCUUCGGACGAUGUGUGUACAAAAGAGUCAACAGUUACAACCCACACCAAUAGCCAAAAAGUCUACGGUCAUAGGUCAAGCUCUGGAAGCAAACGGAAGACGACAAGUAGCGAUACUUCUAUGCUUCAGAUCUCUGCUUCGCCUGAUAAUGAAGACGCUCCUGGAAGCCCAUUUUCUUUUGAGUGUUCACCAACGAUGGCAGCAAUCCCAAGACACGCGUCAUUCCUUACACAAGAAGAGGAUGAGGGAAUAUCAUUACCAAACGAAAAGAGCCUGAUCGACGAUGGCGCUAAUCUUUUGUGGAAGACUCAUAUGAAGCCACACUCUCGAAAGAGGCUUUCGCAAUCUCUCGCAAAAGCUGACAGUGGCUACAGUUCCACUACGUCCGCCCGCUCUUCACAAGAUAAACCUACUAGGAGAUCUAUAGAUUCUCAACGACCAGGCAGACAAUCCCGGGGGUCUCGCAAGGUCUCCACCAGCUGCGGGUUCGAAAGACACGGAGAUCACGUCGAAAACUCGUUGGGCUUGAAUUACCUGGAUCCGAUUCGACGCCAUUCCAACCGUCAAGUUUCUAGGUAUGAAAGAUCGCAGCAGUUACAACCGGACAUGCCGCUCUGGAGCCCCCGUUUUGCAGAUUCUACGGCUCUCAGGCGUGCUAUGUCUUUUUCUCGGCCAUUUGGGCCGUUGGACAGCCUCGAGGCCUCUAUCAAAGACGCCACCGAGGCGCCAAUUCCUCAGAGGCGACGGGCAAGCAGUAUUGGAGGCCGAGCGUCCCACCCCUAUCAAAACUUUCAUGCUCUGAAUUCUUCCCGGUUGUUGCGCCAUCAAUCAAUUUCUUUUACCGGUACGGAACAAAGGAUCCCUGGGGUUCCGGGCAUAUAUAACACUCGGGACUAUACUCGCCUCAACAACGCAGACACAGCAGGCUACAAUCGCUUUGACCAUUAUCGACCUCAAAACCAAUCUAUACACCGAUCAUCUACGGCGAGGGCCAAACAAACUAGAGCUGACAUGGUGAACGAACAUUACCAUCAGUCAAACAACAACUUAGGUGGUAAAUCUGUGUUGCCAAGGCAUAGCACUGAUUUUGCCCUGCGGAAAUCCAUUUCUUUCCUGGAACGAAUGGAACCCGUGGUAGAAACGGACUAUGGGACUCUAGCCGGAGGGUCUUGUAACAGGGUUAGGAACCCAAGCAUUGAUGAACAGCAAACCAAAUAUGCUCGACCUGUCAAGCGUCGGAGUCUCAACAUGUCUACUUCCCCGUUUAUUUUCAAAUGA
This is a messenger RNA of Aspergillus ruber CBS 135680, 2223 nucleotides long. RefSeq lists its product as uncharacterized. NCBI's taxonomy places the organism in Eukaryota, Fungi, Ascomycota, Eurotiomycetes, Eurotiales, Aspergillaceae. Bases 1 to 2223 code for a protein of 740 amino acids. The transcript has a single exon. The record is from RefSeq and is a predicted model, not a curated record.